CCUGUACGUUUAGGAACUGUCCUAUUGAAUUCUUGUCGAAAAUCUAAUCGCUUUCCAGUCAAUUUUACUGGGCAACUUUUUCCUGCUAAACGGUCGCGUGUCAGUCCCUGUGAACGCCUGAACAAUAUAUAUGAACAUCUCAGUGAGAAAAUAAGACCUUACUGACCUCGCUAGAACCUGUAUGAGAGACACAACACGCUGUUAAAAAAUAUGUCCCCGUCUUCUAACCGACUUGGCAGACUUCAUUAAAAGGGUAACGCACAAAUUUACGAACUCAGUCAUAUAAGACGAACCGAAAUUCGUAAAUUUGUGCGUUUCCAUUUCAAUGAAGUUCGCCAUUUAUGGCUAUUGGAUUUCCCGAAAAACAUCCAUGGAGCACCAAGGGACACUAGAGGGAUGUAAAGAGCACUUCGUAUUUGUUGAUCGAAUGGCUAGUGGUUGUGAGAACAUAGAAAUACUUAAACUUUCAGUUCAGCAGGCAUACUCUGCAUUUAAAUGACAGAAAAUGAAGUUGGCAGUGGGAAGAAGAUACUUUAUGAAGAACAUACUGGAUGAGGAAUGAUGAAACCAACACAAAAACACAACCAAGCAAACAGGCAUUUUGCCAUGUUAAUGUCAUUGUUGGUUGUAACACAGGCCUUUUUACCUGUACAAGGCAGAAUAAUAUCAGAAAAUGAGCGGAAAUCUUACAGAGAUAGAGUGGCAGCAAUGUUUCAUCAUGCUUAUGAUGCUUAUCUCAAAUAUGCAUACCCAUAUGAUGAACUUCGGCCAUUGACUUGUGAUGGACAUGAUACAUGGGGAAGUUAUUCUUUAACACUGGUGGAUGCAUUGGACACUCUAAUUGUAAUGGGAAAUCAUACAGAGUUCAGAAGAAUUGCAGAGUUACUGAUUGAAAAGUCUCAAGACUUCUUUGAUAUUGACAUCAAUGCAUCUGUAUUUGAAACAAACAUUAGAGUUGUUGGAGGUCUGAUAUCUGCUCAUCUCUUAUCAAAGAGAUCUGGAAUGAUAUUAGAGGCUGGUUGGCCUUGUUCUGGACCAUUACUUCGUAUGGCAGAAACAGUUGCCAGAAAGUUAUUACCAGCAUUUGAUACACCUACUGGUAUGCCAUAUGGUACUGUCAACUUACGACAUGGUGUUCCACAAGAUGAAACGACCAUUACAUGUACUGCUGGAGUAGGAACUUUUUUAAUUGAGUUUGGAACAUUGAGCCGUUUAAUUGGAGAUCCUAUAUUUGAAAAAGUUGCGAUGAGGGCACUGAGGGCAUUAUGGGAACAGAAAUCAUCUAUUGGAAUGAUUGGUAAUCAUAUUGAUGUAGCUACAGGAAAAUGGACAGCCUUAGAUUCUGGUAUUGGAGGUGGUGUGGAUUCUUACUUUGAAUAUCUAGUUAAAGGAUCUAUUAUGUUCAAUAUUCCAGAACUAUUGGAAAUGUUUAGAGAAUAUGAGAAUGUGAUAGUAAAUCAGGUUAAACGUGACGAUUGGUAUAUGUGGGCUAAUAUGAAGAAAGGUGGUAUAACCAUACCUGUUUUUACUUCUCUAGAUGCAUAUUGGCCAGGAAUACAGUGUAUGUUGGGAGAUGUUGAAAAAGGAAUGAAGACAAUACACAAUUUUCAUCAGGUUGCCAAACAAUAUGGUUUUACACCUGAAUUUUACAAUAUACCAAAAGCAGAAGUACAUCAGCAACGUGCUGGCUAUCCUCUUCGACCAGAAUUAGUAGAGAGUGCUGUUUAUCUGUAUCAAGCAACCAAAGAUCCAUAUUUGCUUGAAAUUGGUAUCGAUCUUCUUGAAGCUAUAGAACAUAGCUCUCGGACAAACUGUGGAUAUGCUACGAUUAAAGAUGUAAGAGACCAUAGAUUAGAAAACAGAAUGGAAUCUUUCUUCCUUGCUGAAACAACCAAAUAUCUUUACCUUCUGUUUGAUACAGACAAUUUUAUACAUAAUACUGGUGGUAAAGGUACCAUUAUACAAACACCUACUGGUGAAUGUCUUAUAGAUACUGGUGCCUAUAUAUUUAAUACCGAAGCUCAUCCCAUUGAUAUGGCGGCUGUUCACUGUUGUAGUGCUCAAAAAAAUGAAGAAGAUCGGAUUUUACAAGAAUUUCACAAUAACAUAAACUUACUAGAACUCUUAGAAAUUACAGAGGUCAAUGGGAAUUUGAUUCAGGGUAAAAAGAUGAGGAAUAAUAAAAAACUUUUGUCAGAUAAAGACAAGAAAGAAAAUGUGGAAUCUGAUAUGAAUUUAGGCAGUCAGAAAUCCAUUAGUAAAGAAGAUAUAAGGCAGACAGAAGAAGCAAAAACAGAGAAAGUAGAAAAUACUGACAAUUCUAUUCUUAAUAAUAAAACUUUCUCAGAAUUUCUAAAAAUAGUUGCACCAUCAGGAAUGGAGCCUGAGGAAGUAGAGAAAUUGUUUGAAAAAUAUAAAAAUGGGGUAUUAUUUAAUGUGAAAAACUCAACUAAAGAUGAGUCAGAUAUUCAUGAAAAUAUAUCAAAUAUUGGUGAAGUGUUAAAUAAACCAGUGUCGGAAGAAUUAAAGAUGCAAAAAACAAGGAGAAAGCAAACAAUUAGUUUAGCCCAACAAAUAAUAAAUCUUUUUACUAAAAAAUCAAAAGAUGACACAACCAACCUGGAUCCACCUGAUAUACAUAAAUUAUAUAAGAAAAUGAGAAACUAUUCUUUAAAUUAUACAUAUUUACCAAAGUUACUUCACUGUCCAGCUUUACCAUAUCAUAUGAAAUUAUCUGUUAUGGGAGAAAUGUUUGCUGAUGAAUACUAAUUGUCAGAUUACA
Messenger RNA from Patella vulgata (common limpet), 2782 nucleotides. RefSeq names its product ER degradation-enhancing alpha-mannosidase-like protein 2. The record is from RefSeq and is a predicted model, not a curated record. NCBI's taxonomy places the organism in Eukaryota, Metazoa, Mollusca, Gastropoda, Patellidae. Gene Ontology annotation, molecular function: mannosyl-oligosaccharide 1,2-alpha-mannosidase activity; calcium ion binding. The transcript has 11 exons. Gene Ontology annotation, cellular component: endoplasmic reticulum; membrane. Gene Ontology annotation, biological process: carbohydrate metabolic process; endoplasmic reticulum mannose trimming; mannose trimming involved in glycoprotein ERAD pathway. Bases 559 to 2769 code for a protein of 736 amino acids.